This is a messenger RNA of Gossypium raimondii (Peruvian cotton), 588 nucleotides long. RefSeq lists its product as uncharacterized. Bases 79 to 552 code for a protein of 157 amino acids. The transcript has 6 exons. The record is from RefSeq and is a predicted model, not a curated record. NCBI's taxonomy places the organism in Eukaryota, Viridiplantae, Streptophyta, Magnoliopsida, Malvales, Malvaceae.
GAGAUUCAAACUGAGACCGAUCAGAGUGUCGGGUUCCGGUUCAAGAGCUUGAGGAGCCAAAUUUUCUUCUUAUCUACAAUGUUUCAUUCAAUUAACUUCAAUUUCUUCAUCCCAAUCUAUAUUGUCAUCUUCAUUGUUAGCAGCUCAACCUUCAGUCAUGGGAAAAUGCUAGACGGCGCCGUUUUGAAUGUUGGAGAGGAGCUAAAGGCGGAAACUUUGCCGCUUAAAUUGGGUUCUCGAGUCUAUAAACUGCAAGGUCUAAAAUCAUUAACUUGGUACGAAGUGAAGAUCUCGUAUCCAGCUUCCAUUCCCGCUAGUUUUUCUUUGCAACUGAAGAAAGGGGAUUUAGAGUCUGGGUUAAACAGGAACAGAAGAUUGUUGAAUACAGAGAAGUUGAUAUUCAAGACUGAUAAUCUUGACUCCAUUAAUGAUCAGGUUUUGGCCUAUGCUGGGCGGAUUGCACGUGUUGGUGACUGUGGAGCCCGAAGGUUUUGUGGCAAUACCCAACACAAAGGAAAGAGAGUUCAUAAUCUUCAAUAUAGUUUGCGAUGAACUGUUGUUGGGCAUCCCUUACUAUGCAUGGUGGGU